Metarhizium acridum CQMa 102 is the source of this 1062-nucleotide messenger RNA. RefSeq lists its product as uncharacterized. Lineage: Eukaryota; Fungi; Ascomycota; Sordariomycetes; Hypocreales; Clavicipitaceae. The record is from RefSeq and is a predicted model, not a curated record.
AUGAAUGCCGACGUAGGCAAGCUCAACGGCCUGGCACCACGGUCCUGCGAGCUAUGCCACAAGAAAGACAGCGUCGCCCGCUGCUCGGCCUGCCUGGCGGUUUACUACUGCGGGCGAGAAUGCCAGGUUAAAGACCGUGAUUUGCACAAGACGCCGUGCAAGCUAAUCAAAAAGGCGCGUCUUGUCUACGAGUUGGAGGAGAAGAGCCUUCGCGAGCUGCCAGGCGGGCUCUUCACCCCUGAAAACGUCUUCCAGAACUGUGUCGGCCGCUUCUGGGGCAUCUUGGAGACGCGUGCGUACAUGCGCGCGCGCUAUAACUUGGUGGACACGAUGCUUCUGAGCUACGGCACCGCCGGCGGGCCCGUAGACCUGGUGCAGAUAUCCCUCGAUCAUCUCCUGGACAUGAUGCGGCUUUGUCGCUCGGAUAACAUGGGCCUGCGUCAACUCAUACCCGCGCUGUACAUUCGACUCGGCAGGGACCAGGACGCCUACGACUUCAUGAAGUGGUACGCGACGACCGGGCACAAGGUGGAUUACGACUGGGGCAAUAUGGACGAGCCAUUCCUGGACACCAAGGGCGCCGACGUGCUGGAAGCGCCGGCGAAGAGCUGGAGAGGCGACUUUCUGGAACUGAGCCAUGUCGUGGCCGUGGUUCUCAUCAAGGUGCGAAUCAUGCUCGACCUCCAGGCGAUCCAGAAUGCCAGGAUUGCGCUCCGCGGCGUCAUUCCGGAAGAAAUCAUUGAGAUUAUCCGUGGCAAGCUGGUCAGCUCCGUUGUUUUGUCACGCCCUGAGAUACUCCUGGCCGGGCCGGAGGAGACGGCACGACUGGCUGAGAAAAUCAAAAACCAAAUCAGAGAACUGUACGAUGUAGUCGAGUCAUACAACUCGCACUUUUGGGACCUGCUGGUGGAGGAUCCUGACUCUGGUGUUUUACACAGACCUGCCGGAUACUCGCCAAAGUCGGCGGACGAGGCUUUGAUGGUGGUCGGAUAUAGCUAUGCGUCAUGGUAUGAGACGCCUGGAGCGGUGGACGUGCUUCGGAAUCUGAGCAAGCAGGGCUGA